CAAGACCACAGCAAGCUGCUUUGUGUCUCGAUGUGCCGAUGUGUUUUUUUUAAAGCGGAUAUUGAUUAAUUUCACACAAUGUACCGAAAACUGCUAUUUAUGAUGGUAUUGUGCAAUGCAACCGGGUUUAACGUUCAGAUAUCUCCAGUGAAACAUUUUACCAAUGAGGAUCCACUCUUUGGCCAAACCAUCAUUCAGUCAAAAGAUGGGAUUUUUGUUCCCUCCCCGAUAUAUGGAGGCCUUUUUGAGUGUACUCUAGAAAAUGAAUGCACCAAAGUAAACAUUAACGAUGAGAACCCAAAAGGCAUGAGACCAGUAGCAUCAGUGGCUAGCCUGACAUCACAAGACCAACAUGUUGUGAUGUGUAAUCAAGUUAGAACAAAGAGCAGAGGAACUGAGUAUUUGAAUGGAAAUUGCACACUUAUGAGUCCUUCUGGAAAAGUCAAGCUAUCUCCUGCUGAAUUAGACAACAACAUGGACAACAACAACAACAACAACAACAACAACAACAACAACAACAACAACAACAACAACAACAACAACAACAACAACAACAAAUACAGAGGUGGAAGGAUCGAUCAAGUUAAAUGGAGGAAGAGAAGAGAAGCGCAACCGAAUCUUGGCGCAUUAGAGGAGGAGGAGGAGGAAGAGGAAGAAGAUCCUGGGACAGAGAUUGCAUUCGUGCUGGAUGGUUCUGGCAGCAUUCAGUAUGAUGACUUUGAGAAGGCGAAAGAAUUCAUCCACACCACCAUGUCCAAUGUUUGGAAAACAUGUUUUGAUGCAAGUAUUUUUUUUUAA
Molecule: messenger RNA, 798 nt
Organism: Danio rerio (zebrafish)
Lineage: Eukaryota; Metazoa; Chordata; Actinopteri; Cypriniformes; Danionidae
Source: RefSeq, a predicted model, not a curated record